AUGGCGACAGAGGACAUGGACGAUCGAUAUUUCAUCUACGAGAACCGCCUGGCUUCGUUCCAGGGACCACAGCCAGUUGCCAAGCGGAGAGGAUCCAACGCGCACUCGCGAGCUCCCAAGGCACUGCAGUGGCCUCACAAGAACCUCGCUGCAUCCGACCUUGUUGAGGCCGGCUGGAAGUACACCCCCACCAUGGACUCCGAUGACAACACGACUUGCACGUACUGCCAAUUAGCCCUCGACGGAUGGGAGGCUGGCGAUAAGCCUAUGGACGAGCAUUACAAGCGCUCUCCCAAUUGCCCCUUCUUCGGCCUCAUCAACUCGAACCCAGCACCUAAGAAAGCCGGGCGCAGUAAGGCAGCUAGAAGCUCCAAGGCGUCCAGGUUGUCAAUUCAGUCCGUUGCUACGGCGAUGUCAGACAUCACCUCCAUUGCAGACUUACCAGCAGACGCCGACGAUUCGAUCCUGACUACUACAUCAACCAUGACUCAAGGUGGGAAGAAGGCCAAGGGCCGAAAGCCGGCUGCCGCAAAGGGCAGAAAAACGCGUGCCAAGAAAGACGAGACGGUAGAGAUCCAUGAAGACGAGCAGGUAGAUGAAGUCGAGAAGCCUCAGCCACCGGCAAAGGCUAGUCGGGGCCGAAAGCGAACCAGCGAUGAGGUUGAGCAGUCCAUCUUGACCAACGUAGAAGCCCCUGCCCCGAAGCGACGCAACACGAAGGCUAGAGGCAGCAAUGCUGGCGAUACAUCUGUCCUCACAGUUGACAAUCACCAUGACGUCGAAAUGGUCGAUGCCCCAGCACCUACGAAGAAGUCUGCAGGACGCAAGAAGGCAACAGCAACAAAGGGUCGACCAAGGAAAGCGUCCGCCGCUUCCAUUGCAUCUACUGCAUCCACAGCUUCGCUACGAGGGAGAUUGCCCAAUGACGAUGAGCUAGACCGUCAACUCGAAGCUGAUCUCGAUCGACCUCUUUCAGACGACGAGGACAUUCUGGCUGAUUCGGACUCCGAGCGACGAAAUGCUCAGCUUGCCACAAAGAUGAAAGGCAAGAAGGUGACAAUCGGCAAGAGCGCGAAACAGGGCCAGACAGAAAGCACAGACUUCGCAAUGUUCGACCCUGCUCCAGCAGAUCCAGACGAUGCCGCCGUAGAUGCAGAGCUCAAGAUGCUUGAGGCAGAAAUGGCAGUCGAGGAUGAGGUUGAGACGUUGAAGGUGCCCAAGAAGGGCCGUAAAGCCGGCACUAGAAAGGUAUCGAAGCAGACCAAGAAAGCCAAGGUGCCUGCUCCUCCUUCCGAGCCCGACGAGCUGGAAGAGCCUGCUCCAGCUCCUAAACUGCCGAGAAAGUCGAAUGAUGUUGAGACACAAGAUGUCGGUACCGCCAACACUGACACGACUGUCAAGAAGAAACGAGGACGCCCGUCAAAGAAGUCAACUUCAUCCCAGGCAGAAGUAGACCAGCCAACGACCAGUGCCAACAGCAAGCGCAUCGCGCUGGCGCCUAUGCCUGUUGCUGCAACACCGAUGCGUAAUGGUUCUCCGUCUAAGCGACAGAACGUGAUCGGCGGUCUGCAGACCACGGCACCGUGGACAGCUGUUGACCUAGAUUUGGUUUUUGAAAACAAGGAGAAUGCUCAUGGGGCCUCCGCAGAACGAUUCUUCAGUCAGGGCGGAGACCUUAGCAGUCCGGAGAAGAGGAUGACGGUCGAGGAGUGGAUCUACUACAAUGCUGGCCAAGCCGAGCAGAAGCUCAAGCAUGAGUGCGAGACAAUGGUCACUGCAUUCGAGAAGGAGGGAACGAGAGCCAUGCAGGCGCUUGAAGGCUUGGUUGUCGAGUAA
Molecule: messenger RNA, 1836 nt
Organism: Phaeoacremonium minimum UCRPA7
Lineage: Eukaryota; Fungi; Ascomycota; Sordariomycetes; Togniniales; Togniniaceae
Product: putative at hook domain-containing protein
Exons: 4
Coding region: 1-1836 (611 amino acids)
Source: RefSeq, a predicted model, not a curated record